AGACGUUAGAGCCCUCUACAGAGCAAACGCAGCCACUGAGUCCAGAUGAAGGACAUGGGAGACGUUCGUCUCCAUGGCAACGCCACAACAAGUCGGCACGAGGAGGCAAAGAGAUUUGGCAGGGCUUAAGAAAGUGCAUUAUUAUUAUUUUCUUUGGAUUCCCCCCCCCCCCCAGUUCCUGAGCCAUGUGUGACGCGUACAGAGUUUCCUCCUCUGCCAAAGUGGAGCAGAUGGAGGCGGAUCUGUCGCGUCAGCUCUCGGCUCUCCGGGCGGAGAUCGAGGAGAAUGGAUUUCCUCGAGGAGCGUCCAGAUGUUACAGUUCCGUUCUACCUCCAAAAGAUGUUUCCUUCUUCCGGCUGGAGAGGGAACACGCACUGAGGAGAGGCCUCCAGGUGGCUGAAGCGUUGCCGGUUCGGUCUCCGGCUGACGUCAUGCAGAGAGAGCUGGAGAGCUGCCUGAGUUUAGAGUACACACCUGACAGUCUGCCUCCACUUCUACACCAGUUCUACACCGACAGAUCGUAUCAGAUGGCUCAGAUUAAAUAUGUGCUCAUGCUGAGAUGGAGGAGAUUCUGCCGCCACACCGGCGUCAUUGAGAAGCUUUAUCCUCAUUACAAGGAUCAGAUGUCAUGCUUGACGAGCGAGUACGAGGACGCCGUGCAGAGAGCUCGCCGCCUGUCGGCGAGCAGAGAGAAGAUCCUCGCCGGCCGAGGCGACCUCGCCGACCCGCCGACGCAGGACGACGUGCUCAUCUACCUGCGGUGGCUCGUCUGCCACCUGCACGCCGUCCAGCCCAUUCACAACUUCCUCAGGGUGCUGCACUACAUACCAGCUUGCGAAAGAACAGACGAGCCUCAACCAGAAACUUCACGUGAGACUCCACAUGUUGGCGGUGUUCCGGAGCCGGCUGCUGGAGUUCCUCUGCACUCCGCUCACCUGGAGGAGUUCCUCCCCGAGCUGCAGGCUCUCAUCGCUCACUUCCAGCUGUCCUCCGACGCUCGUGAACUCCAGACCACCGCAGACCAGAUGGAGUUAUUCAGCUCGGUCUGGAGGGAGUUCAGAACCAUCUUCGGACAACAGGAGCAGAUGAAGACGUUUCCUCAGUACGACGGGUCAGAGGUCAGAGGUCAGUGGGGGAGGAAGAGCCCGAGGACGGCUCUGAGGAAGGAGGCCGACUGGAUCCCCUUCAUUCAGGUGAAGCCCAAACGGGAUCCGUGGCAGCAGAAGCUCGUCGCGAAGCUCAAGGAAAAGAAGUCUGUCGACGAGCUGCUGAAGAUGAACAGCAGGCUUCUGCAGGUCGCUGAUCUGCUGCACGUCGCCGCGGCUUUAAAGCAUCACGCCGCUCACGUCGCCGACGUCCAAUCGGCAGCGACCUCGUCGGCCUCGCGCAGCAGCGAGGCAAAACGACCAAAGAUCUCAGAGCUCUGGACGAGUGUUUACGGCGCCGCUCCUCUCACUCAGGAAGGACCUGAUCAGGUAAAGAGAUCGAGAGGCAGAAGAGGCCACGAGAAGAAGAGUCCAACCUCGAACGUGGCGAAUGAAAGCAGCUCUCUGGAGGACAGCCUGCAGCUCCUGUGUCUGGAUGAUGGUUUAGAGGAAGGAACCUCAGAUCCCAUCGUAACCAGAGGCGCCUACCUGUCUCUGAUUCACCUGCGUCACCUCAAACUCAGACAGCUGCAGCGCGUCUCUCUCGGGCUGCUGAACUACCUGCGCUCUGUGGAGAGGACGUUGACCUUUGACCUGGCGGGUCUGCAGCGGGAGGAGGGAGAGCUGUGCAGCACGGCGGAGGAAACGGGCUGGAUGAACGCAGCCAGGGGAGGAGGAGGGGAGACGGGGGGCCUCGGCUCGCUCCAGUACAGCCACAACAGCCCCGUGGACUGCAAGGUCCGUUGCUCCGAGUUCAUGGAGUUCGCGGAGGUGGAGAACCUGCACGACUUCUACAGCGCGGAGCAGCGCUUCGUCCACGCUCAGGACCAGAGGGGCCUCUACAUCGUGUACGACGCCGCUCUGAGGGACCUGCAGGAGCUGGAGGACGAGCUCCUUCUCGUGGGCUCGCGCUUCCUCCAGAGAGACGGGGUCAAGAGAAGGGGAAGCGCCGCGAGAGCCGGGCCGGAUGUGGACCGCGUGGCCGUGCUGCUCGACCUGUGGACGUGCGAGACGGAGUUUCUGGAGAGCAAAGUGCAGCUCAUGAACUGUUACUACGAGGCCUACCAGCAUGCAUCGGGGGCCGAGGAGAGGUUCGCGUUGGCUCGAGUUAUCACCGACAUCAUGCACAGUCGACCACAGCUGGACCUGAACCAGGACUACUUUGUGCAGGCCUACAGGGCUCACAUCGGCUGCCUGCAGAGCCACCAGCAGCUCAUCAGAGACAUUUUGGACAAUCAGAUUGAAAACCAGCGGCAGUACCUCCAACGCAUCUGGAGGGACGACCGCAACGGCUCCGCUCAUGACUUUGGUAUUCCACCAAAACACAUCCCCAAACAUCUGGUCUCACUCGGAGGCAGCGGCCCUGCGCUGAUGAGCACCUUCCUGCUGGAGGUGCAUCCCUCCCUCUGCCUGUCCUCUGCGGUCUAUCACGGUUUAGUUCAGGCUCACGCGGAGCUGUGCCAGCUGCACCGAGCCACCGGCGUCACGGAGACGCUCGCCCUGCGCCGGCAGCUCCUGCGGCGGGCGCAGCGACGCUGGAAGCACCUGGCUCCACCCGGGGCCGCCUACAGCCCUCAGAUGCAGAAGGACUUGUUCUCAGGUGUGUUCUUCGAGGACCCGAUCUCGGUCCAGAAGGUGGGGCUGUCGUUGGUCCGAUCCGCAGAGGAGAAGGACGCGACGGGGGACAAACGGACGCUUGCGGCGGAAACGUUUUCCAAGCUGCUGGAGCUCGUCACCGUCCGCCAUCGCCUGCUGGAGUCGGCCUCGGAGACCGCGCAUCUGGCAGAGUUGUACAGAAACGCGGCGUCGGAGCUCGGCUUCGACGGGUGCCACCUUCACCUGAGGCCGGUGGCGUUUGAGGCCGCGGAGCAGAGGCCUGUUGUCACCACGGCGAUGCUGCAAGAUGACAGCGCCGUGGACCGGUUCACGCCGUCCCAGCUGCCUCUGAGCAUCCAGGAACUGGACGAGGACCAGAUCGGGAGGUUCAGCUUCAGCUCACAGGAGGCAGUUGCUCAUCUCGUGAACAAACGGGGUAUAGAAAACCUCCAGGUGAGUCUGGCCUGUCAGGUGACGCAGAAGAACGCCUUGAUGAGCGCCGUGAAGCUGCUUUGUCUUUGUCACGCGGCGUCGGCUCCGAGUGAAGCCGCUGGUCAUCCCGGAAGCGACGUCAACAUCCUGCAGGAAGAAUCCAACUCGUCACCCUCCGACGGCUCAGAGGGAACUCCCUCCUCCACCAAGGAGAGGCUUAUGGAAGCUUUUGUGUCCAUCCAGCUGGAAAAAGUGUGUCUGCGCGACGAGAUGCUGAAUUCAUAUGUGAAGAAGAAACGUCUUCUGAGAAGCCCGGAGGAAGCAGCGAAGAUCAAAAGGAGCCUCAUAAUCGACUUCCUCAAGAAAUUCAGCGCACAGAUAUCUCUGUAUUGCGUGCGAGCGCAGAUUGUGUCGUACUGUCACAGCCUGACCUUCCUUCUGGAGGACGUUCCCUCCGUCCGGAGGUCCCGCUUCACCAUCGGUCGAGCCCUCGACCCCAAGGUCGUUUUGGAUUCAGGGGUCGACCUUCGCCCCGACCCCCGGACCUUUCGCCUUCGGCCUCGGCGUUUGUUGUCUGCAGACGGCUCGGCUCUCUCCAACUUGUGGUUCGUCCCCCAUUUCUCUGAAGUGCUUCACAUGUUCACAAACCUUCCGGCGUGCGGCGCAGCUCUCCGUCACACUCUGCAGAUCGUCUCGGCCCUUCGUGACAUCGUCUGUUACCUCGUCGCUUUCUCCAGGCUGGGAAACGCAGACGACGCCCGGGGAGCGGACUGGGGGGGCGCCGAGGGCAUCGAAGCGGAGCUGCUGGAGCUCCAGCGUCAGGUCGACCUCCUGUCCGCUCCCGGCUGCCCGCGGUCUGUCGGCCGUCUGCUGCAGCUGCGCAGGCAGGUGCUCCUCCUGCAGUUCGACGCGGCCGUGAGACACCUCAUCAGGGAGGAGUUCCUCUCCUCUGGGGAUGCUGCUUCCUACCGGAGCGUGAGUGACAACAUGGCGACCGCCCUGCCCCCGCUGAGUGACGGCCUCCAGCCGGACGCGUUCAGUCUCACGCUGCCCGUUCCCGCGCCUCUCGAGGCUCGUGGCCGUCAGGCUCGGAGCUUGUUUCCGUGGAGGAGUUUCAUGGCCUGUGAGGGAUUGUUCCCUCUGGAUGUUUGGGACGUCCCUCCCAUCGAACGCUGCAUGCAGCUGUGUCUGAGCGGGCUGAGCGAUCGCAGCCGACUGCAGGCCAACGCGGCGAUGCUCGGGGUGUCUCUGCUCCUGGAGGACGUCCUGAACAGUGAAAGGGAGGCGGGGCCUGUUCGUCUCCGUGGCAACGAGGAUGACCCUCUGCACAAUGAUGAGGAAGCUGAGGAAGAAAAGAGGAAGACCGGUCCGUCUGCUCCUCUUCUUCAGGAUCCAGUCCGAGUCCAGUCCGUGUUGAAAGGGUUCCUCCUGCUGACGAAGCAGCUUCAGGUGUUCAAGGAGAUCUGGACUCGAAGGCGUUUGGGUGCUCGGGCGUUCGAGACGGCCAGUUCGUGUCAGCAGUUUGUGAAACUCUACAGAGCGGAGAUCUUUCACCCCAGUAUGAGAGCUCUGGCUCAACAGAUGGGGACGGAGCGCGACUACGAGGUCUCGACGUACGGCGGUCGGUCCCUCCUGCCUCCACCUGGAGCUUCAGAGGUGGAUGUGAAGGCCUGGCAGCUUCACAGUCUGUUGGAGAGCACCGAGUGCGACAUGAUCCGAGCGGUGCAGAGGAGGGUUAACCGAGAGCUGACGCUGGCGGUUUCAGAGCGGACCAGACAGGACGCUGGCCUCCCUACAGAGCUGUGGACGAAAGCCCCGCUGAGAUACAGUUUGACCCCCGAGCGGCCGCAGAUCGUGGAAACGUUCGUCCGGCAGCUGAUGGAGGGAGCGGAGGAAGCCGAGGGGCAGCUGACGGUCUCUCCGCAUCGCCUCCAGCGGUGCCUCGCUCUCCUCGGCUGCUCCCUGGCGGAGAGAGAGCGCCGCAGCUUUCUGCUCUACUCGCAGUUCUAUGAACAAAUCCUGCAGCACGAGACUCGGCUGCUGUAUCGGAGCGAGCAGGAUUUAAAGACUCUUCGGGACUCUCCGACCAGCGACUCCCACAAAGAGGUGGACGUUGCAUGUCGUGGGAUGAUGCUGCAGAUCUCAGCGCUGCAGACCCGAGUCGCUCACCUGGAAGACGAGAGGAGAACUCUGGAGGAGCAACUCGGCCUCAGAUUUAAGGAACGCUACGACCCUUUGGUCCGCCACCUCUUCUCCACCUGCAUCCAGCUCAAGGCCUGGCUUGACGAGUACCGCCGGCGGAUGCAGCAGGAUGUGAGUGAGAUGGUGAACAGGGUUCGAGGCGAGGGAGUGGACCGAAUCCUGAAGCUGAGGAAGAAGCACGGCUGCACCAAGGACGGCGAUGGACUCGCACAGUUAAAGAAAGAAGAAGUGCACGAGUUGAGGAGGGAGAACAGCCGGCUGGCCGCGCUGCUCUGCCAGCAGAAGGCUCUGAGCCGCUGGAGGCAGGCGGUCGACCACGAGAAGCUUCGCCGGCAGCUGCUGGAAACUCAGCAGAGGGAGAUUGCGUGUCGCAGCGACGCCCUCAGAGUGAAGAUGACCUCGGAGGAAGAGGUGAUCAUCCUGCAGGAGGAGCUGGAGGCCGCGAGGAAGGCGUUGACCUGCUGCCGAGCCGAGUGCAGCGGCACCAAGACGCUGCUCGGCAGGAAGGCCGAGGAGCUCCAGCUGGCCAGGCGUCAGUCUGCACAGGAGGCCCGCAGCAGGCAGGAGCUGGACGGCUAUCGGGCGCAGAGCCUGGAACGGAUGAGAGCCGCCAUGGAGGACCGGGAGAGGCGGCUCCGGGUCCUCAGCGGGCAGCUGGACCGAGGCAGCCGGAUGAAUCAGUUGCACCGACAACGCAGCGCCAAAGAGAUGCGACAGGUGCGGAGUCGGCUUCAACAGGAGCUCAGCCUCAAACAGGAAGCCUUUCAGCAGGUGAACAGACUGCAGAACCGGGUGACUGACCUGGGAUCAGCUUCUACAACGGGGCCAAGCAGGUCUUAUCAUAAGCCGUCAGUCAGCAGAUGGAGGACUACAAGUCCCUCAGCAGGUCUGCAGCGGGUCAGUCGGCAGCAGUCCGGCCUCACAAGCUGCGCCGUGCUUCAGGACUCGGCUGCAGAGCCACGAGUCCAGAGAGCAGAACCAGCCGGGAGCCGCUCCCACACAAGAAUAGACCGAGCUAAAGCAGAACCGUCUCGUCUGCGUGUCCCGACUGCGACGUCACCGGACCGGAGAGACUCAUCCUGAACAACAACAACAACUUGUUUACCAACUUUUCUCUGAUUCACUUUUAAAUCUCAGGAGUUAGUGAGUUAACCUGGUCAUCUUUGUUAUUGUUGACGCUAGGCUGUAAUAGUCAUUCAACAAGGCAUUUUAUUAUCCAUAAUAUUUAAGAAUGUCUUCCAGUCAUAUACUGUACAUGCGUCUUCCCUUAACAUCAUUAUGCUGCUUUGAUAAAUUUUUCAGUCUCACGUGAAAUUAAUAAUGAUACAAUUGUUUAUAUCAAUAGAAAAUAAAAU
This is a messenger RNA of Cyclopterus lumpus (lumpfish), 6730 nucleotides long. RefSeq lists its product as uncharacterized. The transcript is spliced from 46 exons. The record is from RefSeq and is a predicted model, not a curated record. Lineage: Eukaryota; Metazoa; Chordata; Actinopteri; Perciformes; Cyclopteridae. Bases 186 to 6458 code for a protein of 2090 amino acids.